Molecule: messenger RNA, 609 nt
Organism: Clonostachys rhizophaga
Lineage: Eukaryota; Fungi; Ascomycota; Sordariomycetes; Hypocreales; Bionectriaceae
Source: the annotation of a GenBank genome assembly
AUGGCCUUCCUCGUCCUCGUCAUUGGGGAUAUCCAUAUCCCCGAUCGAGCCCUCGACAUCCCAGCCAAGUUCAAGAAACUCCUCGCGCCUGGAAAGAUCUCCCAAACCCUCUGUCUCGGUAACCUGACCGACCGCCAAACCUACGAGUACCUGCGCGGCAUCUGUCCUGAUCUCAAGAUCGUCAAGGGACGCCACGAUGUCGAGGCCACCUCCCUCCCUGUAACCAACGUCGUCCAGCACGGCGGGAUCCGCAUUGGCUUCCUAGAAGGCUUCACCCUCGUCUCCAACGAACCCGACUUGCUGCUCGCCGAGGCGAACCGCCUCGAUGUCGACGUCCUCUGCUGGGGCGGCACCCACCGCUUCGACGCUUUCGAGUACAUGGACAAGUUCUUCGUGAACCCGGGGAGCGCCACCGGUGCUUUCCACCCUGGAUGGGGCCUCGAAGCCGAGGAGGCUACCCCGAGCUUCUGCCUGAUGGAUGUCCAAGGAAUCUCCCUCACUCUCUACGUUUACCAGCUGAGGAAGGACGACGACGGCAACGAGACCGUCGCAGUUGAGAAAGUGACCUACACUAAACCCCUCGAACCCGCCGCCGCCCCUGCCUCAUGA